Scophthalmus maximus (turbot) is the source of this 4540-nucleotide messenger RNA. It is a transcript of the gene yap1, whose product is annotated as Yes1 associated transcriptional regulator. Gene Ontology annotation, molecular function: protein binding; transcription corepressor activity; transcription coactivator activity. Gene Ontology annotation, biological process: hippo signaling; positive regulation of transcription by RNA polymerase II. The coding region runs from base 583 to 1890 and encodes 435 amino acids. The transcript has 8 exons. NCBI's taxonomy places the organism in Eukaryota, Metazoa, Chordata, Actinopteri, Pleuronectiformes, Scophthalmidae. The record is from RefSeq and is a predicted model, not a curated record. Gene Ontology annotation, cellular component: cytoplasm; nucleus.
AGAAAGUGAGCGGCUGAGAUUUAGUCGUACGAGGCCCGAGUCUGUUCCUGUGACAACAGUCACCAACAUCUCCGACUUGGCCGAAAUAAAUCAAAACCAAGUGCGGCCGCUCGUUGCGAUCUCUUUCGUCUUUUGUGGCUGCGGGUGGGUUUUCUUUUUUUUUUUCUUCUCCUUCUCUCUUUUUUUUUUUUUCUUUUUGAAAAGCUGGGGCCGGACGACAACAUCGAUUCCAGUGUGGAGUAGAUAUGCGCUUUGCUACUUUCACGAGUGUGCCAGCGAGGAGCGACGGGGAGACGCCGUGCGUCACCGCACACCUCGACAGCUAACCCGCUCCGGGAGGGGAACGACACGCCGAGCGCCUCGUCUGAGAAACUCUAGGAUGACUCGGGCCAACUUCUGCUGAGAGUCGUCGACAUCUCCACAGUUCCUCCUGCGUGGGGUGCUGGAGGGGGGGGGGGGGGGCGCGCGCGAGGAAAAAGAAAAGUUUGGGAUUGGUCUCUCAACUUUCUCUCUGUGCGUUUCUGAGCGCGACACUUCUCCGGAAUAUCAAUAAAUCCAAAGUUCGCAGACGGCUUCGGCACGAUGGACCCGAGCCAGCCCAACCCUCCCGCCGGACACCAGAUCGUCCACGUCCGAGGCGACUCCGAGACCGACCUGGAGGCGCUGUUCAACGCCGUGAUGAACCCGAAGAACACCAUCGUGCCCCCCUCCGUGCCCAUGAGGAUGAGGAAGCUGCCAGACUCCUUCUUCAAACCCCCCGAGCCAAAGUCCCAUUCCAGACAAGCCAGCACUGACGCUGGGAGCGGCGUAGCACUCACCCCCCACCAUGUCCGUGCACACUCGUCGCCGGCCUCCCUGCAGUUGGGAGCCGUUUCUGGUGGCUCCCUGUCUGGCAUGGUCCCAGCAGGUUCCCCCUCACAUCUCCGUCAGUCCUCGUACGAGAUUCCCGACGACGUGCCCCUGCCCCCUGGGUGGGAGAUGGCCAAGACCUCCUCUGGCCAGAGAUACUUCCUCAACCACAUCGAUCAGACCACCACUUGGCAAGAUCCUCGCAAAGCCCUGCUCCAGAUGAACCAGGCUGCUCCGGCCAACUCUGUGCCAGUCCAGCAACAGAACCUUAUGAACCCAACCAGUGGUUCUCUCCCCGACGGCUGGGAACAAGCUAUUACAUCGGAGGGAGAAAUUUACUACAUCAACCACAAGAACAAGACCACAUCCUGGCUGGACCCGCGACUUGACCAACGCUACGCCCUGAACCCGCAGAGGAUCACCCAGAGUGCUCCGGUGAAGCAGGGAGGUCAGCUGCCUCCCAGCGCCCACACCGGAGUCCUGGGCGGCAACAACCAGAUGAGGCUGCAGCAGAUCGAGAAGGAAAGGCUGAGACUGAAGCAACAGGAGCUGCUCCGGCAGAGACCACAGGAGCUCGCUCUGAGGAACCAGCUGCCUAUGGAUCAAGAUGGCAGCACGAACCCAGUGUCCUCCCCCAUGGCCCAAGAUGCCCGGACCAUGACUGCCAACAGCAGCGACCCAUUCCUCAACAGCGGGACUUACCACUCCAGGGAUGAGAGCACAGACAGCGGCUUGAGUAUGAGCAGCUACAGCGUCCCUCGCACUCCAGACGACUUCCUCAACAGUGUGGAUGAGAUGGACACAGGGGACCCGCUUCCACCCUCCAUGGCAACACAGCCCAGUCGUUUCCCCGACUACCUGGACGCCAUUCCGGGUACAGACGUGGACCUGGGCACCCUCGAGGGCGAGAGCAUGGUGGUGGAGGGCGAAGAGCUGAUGCCCAGUCUGCAGGAGGCCCUGAGCUCCGACAUCCUCAACGACAUGGAGUCUGUGCUGGCAGCUACCAAGAUCGACAAGGAGAGCUUCCUUACAUGGUUAUAGAAGGCGCGAGCAGGGGGGGUGCUCCUUACUCCUCUCCCGACACUCUUGAACUGCUGCCUGCUCCAAUCUGUGAAGGAUUCAUAGAUGCUUUCACAAGACAUUUCAGCGAGCCUCUCUGGACUUGUGUCUCGGCGUGUAAGGCCGACCUCUUUCUGGGGCAGUGUUGUUCUGUUCCUUUCUUUUUUCACUGGUGUGUUAUCUCUUUAUUUUGUCUGUGUCUUCAAGGCUGGCCCAUGAACAGACAAUUACGCAAGGGUCCCCGAAUCUUUCACAGGUCUGACAGUGAAUCUAAGGCACCUCUACCCGGAGCAGGGGCCGCUCCCUCCCCUGGUCCCCCCCCCUCAUGGUGGAGCUGGGCAGGUCCAUGUACUCUCCUGCAAGAACCUGCUUAUCAGUUAUCGCCCGGGGGUCUCCGGUGCCUCUUUUUCUUGCAGUAUAGUGUGAAGCGGCACUACUUUACCGUGUUUGGGACUAUUGCAUCAAGCUUGAGUAGCUUUAUAUUUGGCCUUGUAAGUGUUUUUCUUUCUUUCUUUAUGUUUGCAUUCAACGAGCCUGAGAAACCAAAAAUGAUGUAUUCGGAGCAUAAAGAACAAUACUGAUUUGGCGUAAAGGUAAUUGUCAGACCCAGUUUGGACACGUCGGCUUUGCUGCGGGGAUGGGGGUGAGGGUUGGAGCCUGGGGACCGACUACAUUGCUGCUUGGCUGUGCCAGCAAGUCUAAGUUAAACCUUUGAUAGAUCAAGUGCCUUCAGUUGUAUUUUUUGAGACGUGAGCACAACGAACAAUUACCAAGUUUCUGUACUGCAAUAAGCAUUGGGCUGUAUUCAUAAACAUCAGCGACACUUUUCCUCAAUCUAAUGUUCAAUAAUCAGAAUUGUAUUUUAUUUUGUUUUAUAAACACAAGGGGAUUUAGGGGAAUAACUUUUUAUCUCAGUCUUAUCCAAGUCUAAUUCGUGAUUCAUUCUUUGUUUUUUAUCUUUUAGUAUUCUUUUUAUUUUUAGGUUACUACAUAUGUAUGAUAGCUUAGAUCAAAUGGCAUUUUGCUUUUGUUCUUAAUUUCUUUCUUGGAUGAAUUUCUGCAUUUAACAGGGUCGACUGUUAUCACAGCACCUCAUUAAGAAGAAGUCUGCCAAGACAGUUUGAUUCAGUUUUGACUUUGUUUUCUUUUUAAACAAUCUAGCCGAUUCAUUUCUUGUCUUUUAUUUACUAUAUACAUAUUGGUGUGAUUGUUUUUUGUUGAUCACAUGCAGCUUUUUACUAUCCUUCAUUAACAUUAACCAAAAAAAAAGGCAGAUCUCUUGGCUAAACAGAAACUAUAGCUCUUUGAUCAAUUACACCUUGUGACAACGUACAUUAUACCAGAGUUAGUUUGAAAGUGUCUUUCCUGAAAGGGGGAGCUGAAGCCCGACUGCACGAUGCUGUGCUGCGUGUUGAAAUGAGGGGUUUAUAGACUCCAGCUUGGACAAGUUUAAGCAGGUUUAAGAGUCAUGUCGAGGGGUAAUGUAGAAGGCCAGGGUUUGACUGACUGGCAUCGAGUUACAUGGAUUGUUAAUUUUUUGUGUGUGCGUGGAGUAAUUAAGAAAACAAUCAGUUAUUAUCUCAGUCAGGAAUUGUGGUGGCAAAUUCCAAAGAAGUUUUUUUUUUUUUGUCACACCAACACUUGCUUCCAUUUUCCGAAGAGUCCAGAAACAGAAUGAUUUGUAUAUCAACCUCUGUAUGAACAAAGUGUAUAAGCUAAUGAGAAAAUGAUGUAGGUUUUAAGUGUUAAUGGACAUGUCUGAGUAGGUCUAGCUGAGAGAAUCUUUUACAUUUUUUUUAUUUUUUUUUUUAGACAAGAUGGUUUUGUUUUGAGUGACUAACCCUGAGAUUUUAAAGAUGAGUUUUCAGAACACAGAAGUGUUUUUCUUUGUCAAGCGCUCACAUGUUUACAUGCUCUCCGAGUAAGAAAAUGCUUCCGCCGCAGUGGAGACAACACACAGACGACUCUCUCAUAAUCAUGUUAUGUUGAUGUUUACACCAUGACUACAUGUUUAAUUACUGCAGUAACCUCUGAAUAAUCAGCUGCCCUGCUCGCCCUCGGUCGAGGUCUCGCAGGAUGUCACAGUGAUUCUGUUGCCAACCAAUACACAAUUGGUAGCAUUAACUUGAUGGAACAAUGUUUUUUUUAGAUCUGAGAACAUGAACUUUUUUUUAUUCUGUGCCAGAAAACCUUUUUUUUUUUAGAUUUGAUUUUAUUGAUCAUUAAAUCAUGUGUUGAUGAUGGAAUAAGAUGGAUAAACAGUGUUGGUGAGAACAAUGCAACUAAAAUGAGUGGUACACUGCAGUGCUUGUAUUGCAUGGCUACAGAGUUUUCAUUUUGAUGCAAUGAUGCAUUUUGUCACAAACCUGAUUUUAUGCUUACUUAGUGUGUUAUUGUCGGAGCAUAUUAGCUGUUGACUGUCAGUGUAGCAGUAGAACUAAUCACACAAGUUAAAGGAUUUUGUAUUUAGAGUUUUCUAAAUGCACAUGAAAUGAUUUAUAUUCAUUAAUGAUCUAUUCAUUUUUUGAUAGAUAUGUGCAUGUGUUUUAGAACAAUAAAUUCUGUUACAUUAUAUCUUCCCUUAUAUGAUACUUUGAAAUUGACCUGAAAUAAACUAUAUACUUUGUGGUAA